Molecule: messenger RNA, 888 nt
Organism: Symbiodinium natans
Lineage: Eukaryota; Dinophyceae; Suessiales; Symbiodiniaceae
Source: the annotation of a GenBank genome assembly
AUGGCGGGCUGCCUCCUUGCGGACAUUUCGCAUAUGGGCCCGGAGAACGAGUUCUCGGAUGUUGUGAUCACAACGGACGGCCACCGCCGCGAAGCGCAUAGUCUUAUCCUCGCUGCACGUUCUGCUGUGUUUCGACGCAUGCUGGCCUCCCACAUGCAAGAGGGUCAACUUCAUGACGGCAGGCGACACAUUCACAUGCAGGACCUGCCUGCAAUUGUGUUGGAUCAGGUGCUGGAAUGGUGUUACACUGACUCCGUGUCCAACCUGGACUUAUCUGGGAGCAUGGACCUGCUGAUGGCAGCUGAUCGUCUUGAGAUUCUGGGACUCAUCAACCGAUGCUCACAGCGCCUUUCGAAGAUGCUUUCGGCAGACUCGCACUCGCUUCCAGAAGCUCUCGAGCUCGCCCAGAGGUUCUCGUGCACGGCACUCUGGCAGUGCCUGUCGACUGUCAUUGCCAAGGCAGGCCCAAACUUUUCAGUCGAGGAGCUGCCUGAAGAGCUGCCUGAGCUGCGGGCGAUGGUGCGUCGCGAGCGCCGGGCGCUGCUGGAUCGGCAGGCGCGCGGCCUGCGCGAGCGCCUUGCCAUGGUCCCGGCGCCGCGGCCCGCGAUGGUCUUCUGGCGCCAGCAGCUCUCACAGGCGGACCAGAAGGACUUCGUGGAGGAAGCCCUGCACGCAGAGGGUGGAGUGCCGGCUCUUUUCCAUGGACUGCGCGAGCGACUCCCCGGAUUCCUCCGCGAAGCUUCUCAGAAACGCUGGGAGGCCCUGGACGCUUCUGCCAAGCAAGGGUUUGAGAGCCUUGCGAUCGAGGAUGCUGAGCAAUCUGAACAUGCACGGGCGCACCUCACUCACGAGCUUGAAAAUGUACGCAAGGAACUGGCGCUACUGUAG